UGACAGAGUGAGACCCUGUCUCUGAAAAAAAAAAAAAAUGAAAAAAAUUAAAAUUACGUAUCUGGCUCACGUUUGUGGCUUGCAUUGUAUCUCCAUUGGAUAACACUGUUUUAGAAUGAUUAUAGAAAGAUAAAGGGGGCCAUGACUUUGGUUUCAAUAUGGAAACUCCUAGAUGGUCUCUUUCUGGUUACAUUGCCAUCACAGUUAAUCUUAAAACUCAAUUUCCCUGCUUAGAAACCUUUAAUAUAUUCCUAUUAUCUGUAUAGUAGGGGUCAGCAAACUGGAGCACAUGGGCCAGAUGUCUCACUGUUUUCGUAAAUAAACUUUUCUUGGAACACAACCACGCUCAUUUGUUUACAAAUCGUAGCUGCUUGUGCACAGGAAGGGCAGAGGAGAGUAAGUAUAAGAAUGAGCAUUGAACUACAAUCAGUUUCUAAUCCAGUUCACAGAAAGGACUUAGUUAUUCGUCUGACUGAUGACACGGAUCCAUUUUUUUUAUAUAACCUUGUUAUAUCUGAGGAAGAUUUUCAAAGUUUAAAAUUCCAGCAAGGUCUUCUGGUAGACUUCUUAGCUUUCCCACAAAAAUUUAUAGAUCUCCUUCAGCAAUGUACUCAAGAACAUGCCAAAGAAAUUCCAAGAUUUUUGCUACAGUUAGUUUCUCCAGCAGCUAUUUUGGAUAACUCACCCGCAUUUUUAAAUGUGGUAGAGACAAAUCCUUUUAAGCAUCUUACUCACCUCUCACUAAAACUUUUACCUGGAAAUGAUGUGGAGAUAAAGAAAUUUCUAGCAGGCUGUUUGAAAUGUAGCAAGGAAGAAAAAUUAUCAUUGAUGCAAUCACUAGAUGAUGCUACUAGGCAACUGGACUUUACACAAAAGACAUUAGCAGAAAAAAAACAAGAAUUAGAUAAGUUACGGAAUGAAUGGGCAUCACAUACAGCAGCCUUGACAAACAAGCAUUCUCAGGAACUGACAAAUGAAAAGGAAAAAGCCUUGCAGGCACAGGUUCAAUAUCAACGGCAGCAUGAACAACAGAAAAAAGAUUUAGAAAUCCUCCAUCAACAAAAUAUCCACCAGCUACAAAACAGACUGUCUGAGUUAGAAGCAGCUAAUAAAGACUUAACUGAAAGAAAAUAUAAAGGAGACUCCACUAUUAGAGAACUUAAAGCAAAACUUUCUGGUGUUGAAGAGGAGCUGCAGCGGACUAAGCAAGAAGUCCUCUCUUUGCGAAGAGAGAAUUCUACACUAGAUGCUGAAUGCCACGAGAAAGAAAAGCAUAUUAAUCAGCUACAAACAAAAGUGGCAGUUUUAGAACAGGAAAUCAAGGAUAAGGACCAGCUUGUUUUAAGAACAAAAGAAGCAUUUGAUACAAUCCAGGAACAAAAGGUGGUUUUAGAAGAAAAUGGUGAGAAAAAUCAAGUACAACUAGGAAAGCUUGAAGCUACAAUAAAAUCAUUAUCUGCAGAACUUCUAAAGGCAAAUGAAAUUAUCAAGAAGUUACAGGGGGAUCUGAAAACUUUAAUGGGUAAGUUGAAAUUGAAGAAUACAGUUACUAUUCAGCAAGAAAAACUCCUGGCUGAGAAGGAGGAAAAAUUACAAAAGGAACAAAAGGAAUUACAAGAUGUUGAACAGUCUCUUCGAAUUAAAGAGCAAGAGGUAUGCAAAUUACAAGAACAAUUAGAAGCUACAGUUAAAAAACUUGAAGAAAGCAAACAACUUCUAAAAAAUAAUGAAAAGUUAAUCACGUGGUUAAAUAAAGAACUAAAUGAAAAUCAGCUAGUGAGAAAGCAAGAUGUAUUGGGACCUUCUACUACUCCGCCUGCACAUUCUAGCAGCAACACAAUCAGAAGUGGAAUUUCUCCUAACCUGAAUGUGGUUGAUGGUAGACUGACUUACCCAACCUGUGGGAUUGGUUAUCCUGUCUCCUCUGCAUUUGCAUUCCAGAAUACCUUCCCUCAUUCGAUAUCUGCCAAAAAUACCAGCCACCCUGGUUCAGGAACAAAGGUUCAGUUUAAUUUGCAGUUUACAAAACCAAAUGCAUCACUAGGAGACGUUCAGUCAGGAGCAACUAUUAGUAUGCCUUGCUCAACUGAUAAGGAAAAUAGUGAAAAUUUAGGGUUGGAAUCCAAAUACCUGAAGAAAAGGGAAGACAGCAUUCCUUUACGCGGACUCAGCCAGAACCUAUUUAGUAGUUCAGACCAUCAGAGAGAUGGCACUUUAGGAGCAUUACAGGUGUCUUCCAAACCCACAGUGCUCCCCUCGGCAUCUUCAGCAUAUUUCCCUGGGCAGCUACCAAACAGUUAAUUCUAGUGUAAUGUUUUACUUUUUACUGAUAUUUUAGAAACUCAGGUGCUUAAAAAUAUGUCAACACGAAUCAAAUCCUAAAAUAGCAAGUUUCAAAUUUUACUUGAGCUGUUGAACUAGAUCCUUUAAGUACUGCUAUCUUUUAUGGCAGUUUAUAGGAACAGAUUUGUACUUGGGGAUUGGUAAAGCUUGUGAGUAAAUGACAUUUUUUGGUUUGUGAACAUGGUGUUUUAUAGAAUAAUAAUAUGUAUUUUAUUAAGCUAUUCUUUAGAAAUUCAGUUCUAAGGAAAGAGUUGAUCCUUAUAAGGGAGAUUUCAAUCAUAUUGAAAAUCUGGGUAAAGUAAAACCUGCUCAUAACCUCAUAGUAUGCAACCAAAGUAUGCUAAUUCAUUUUAUCACUUUCAUUGGUAAAGCAAAACUUUUAAAUUCAACACCUGAAAAUUUUGAGGGAAAAUGAUUAUCUCCUGAGAUAUCUAUAUUAUUGAUGACAUUUAAAGGGAAAAGUCCUAAAUUUACCUUAAAUAACUGAAAUGAAUUAAGCCUUCGUAGCAUAUUUUCCUUGAAACAUUUAAAUUUGCUACUGAUGAAUCAAAUAAACUUGAUAUACUUAAAAAAAAUUUGGACAGUGUAUUUGUGACCAGAUUAAGUGCUUUAGUCAUUUGAGCUGAAAAGUUUUUUAAAACUUAGUGCUUCCUAAAUGUUUAUACUCAUCUAGUUUUUCUCAAUUUGUAGUUUUAUUAUGCAGUUAAAUCUCUAUCAGUGGAAUUUUAAAACUUGGUACUACUACUAAAUCUGUAUCAUGAAUGAUUCAUUUAUUUUUGUAGUAUCAACUUGGGUUGAUUUCAAUGUUAAUAAACUAUGCAAAACAAGUAACUGUUAGAAGGUACAAUUUUCUUCUCUUCCCUGUAACUAAGUUUUAAGAAUUGUUCCUUUGGAAAAAUUGAUUUUAAAAUUCACCCAGAAUCAUAGGGCCUCAUUUUGUUUUCUUAUUGACAAACAAUACCUGAUAGCAUUCGCUAGAGUCUUCCAAAUCAAUGUUUGUAAAGUACUAAUGCUCAUGUGGUAAUUUUAAAAUUAGUUUCAAAUACUUUAUUAUACAGAUGAAGAAACAUUUCAAGAUAUUAAUGAUAUAAUAAUGUUACUGAGUUCCAUGGUAAGAAUCUUUGCUAAAUUUUUUUAUGAAGCCAGUAUCUUGAAACUACUGGCAAUUGAAAGUGUCUUAAACUAUGGAUCUAAUCUGAAAAUUCAAUAACUAAUAUUAGGCAGUGAUACUCCCCCUCCCCCCCCCAUUUAAAUAUACUACUGUAUUAGUGAGAAUACUUGGUAGAGUCACUUGAAAGCACUUGCUAUUCUGGAAAGAAGCUUCUUGGUGAUUUUGGAAGGGGCUUUGUUGUAAAUACUAUGUAAUAUAUAUAAAAUAUUAUGACAGGUUUUGGAUGUGAUGCAUGACAUACAGGUAGCUCUCUUUUUUUAAAUAUAGAUCUCUAUCUCUUUGCAUAUAUAUACACAAGGAAAGUUGAAUUUUCAAAAAGAUACCAUGCUAUCAUCUUGCAGAUUUUUUUGUAUUAAAUGUAUAUAGACUUCCAAGUGUGCUAAUUCUUUGCUCUACCUCUUAAACUUUUAGUUGCAAUUGUUUUGCAGUGUAAAAUUGUACAUGUGUUAAUAAUCAAAGUGUUGCAUUUAAUGUUAUUUCUGUAAACUCUGAGCUUUGUUAAUAAACUAUUAUACAGCAUCUACACUUUGAAAGUCAAGUACUUCAAAGCUAA
Molecule: messenger RNA, 4067 nt
Organism: Cercocebus atys (sooty mangabey)
Lineage: Eukaryota; Metazoa; Chordata; Mammalia; Primates; Cercopithecidae
Gene: SASS6
Product: spindle assembly 6 homolog (C. elegans)
Exons: 17
Coding region: 409-2301 (630 amino acids)
Biological process (GO): centriole replication
Cellular component (GO): centriole; centrosome
Source: RefSeq, a predicted model, not a curated record